This is a messenger RNA of Plasmodium gallinaceum, 2175 nucleotides long. RefSeq names its product endonuclease/exonuclease/phosphatase family protein, putative. Lineage: Eukaryota; Apicomplexa; Aconoidasida; Haemosporida; Plasmodiidae. Gene Ontology annotation, molecular function: phosphatase activity. The record is from RefSeq and is a predicted model, not a curated record. Gene Ontology annotation, biological process: phosphatidylinositol dephosphorylation. The transcript is spliced from 3 exons. Bases 1 to 2175 code for a protein of 724 amino acids.
AUGUGCGAUGAUUUUCCUAAAAAAAUUAGUUUAACAAUUAAUAAUAAAAAUGAAUCAGUUUUUUCAAAAAGUAAAAUAUCAGAGGAGCCCACAACUCUCCUUAUCAACAAUGUAAAAAACGAAUUACACCUAUCUAACGAAGAUAAUAAUUCAAAAUCUAAUAAUGUUAUAAGUAAUACUAAUUCUCCAUUAAUUCAUAGAUAUAGAAGUCGAAGUGAAGCACCAGGGAGUGCAAAUUUUAAUAAAAAUAAUUUUCAGAAUGAUAAAUCCAAAAAUAUAAGAUUAACUAGUAAUAAUAAUAAGAUAUGUAAUGAGUCUAAAGAUGAAUAUUCUUCUAAUUUUAAAAAACAAACUGCUAGUAUUAGUAUCCUAAGUAGUAAUAAUAAAAAUUUAGCUAAAUUUGAAAAAAAAAAUGUAAUAGGUUAUAAUUAUUUCACUAACAGAAGAAAAGAUUUAGAUACAGAUGAUUCUAAUAUUAUCAAAAAUUUACCAUUAAGUAUAUAUGUAGGGACAUGGAAUUGUGAAUAUUUUGAUUUUUCAAAAGAUUAUCAUUAUGAUAAAAAACGGUAUACUACGAAUUAUUUAAAAAAAAAUACGAAGGAGAAUAUGUAUUCAACACAAAUGAAUGAUAGAUAUUCCGUUAGAGCAGUAACACCUUUAAUAUGUUUUGAUUCCACCAAAAAAUUAGAUAGCUUUUAUUUUAAUAAAAAGGAACGACGAAACAGAUCAAACGAUUGUAAAGAUAGCAAAUAUAGUCAGAAUAUAACUAAAGAAAAUAAAGAAAAUAAAAAAAUAUCAUACAAUGGUAAUUUUGAUUUGAAAAAUUCCUAUAAUAGGAAAAAUUUAGAAUACAAUUCUGAAUUUCAUCAUAAUAUGGAUAUAACAAUUAUUAAUAAGAACGGUAAAACAGAUAAUAACAACAGUAAUAACAAAUAUGGAAAAAUGAAUUUUAAUAAAAAGGGUGACAUAGAAAUUAAUAAAAAAAAAAAAAGUUACGAUACAUUAAGAGUUCCCGGUGAUGAUCAUGUUAGGGAGUUAUCGUUAAAUGAAAAUUUUUUUAGAAAUAAAGAUGAAAUCAUUGAUUUAAAAAAUUUAAAAAAUUUAAAAAUAGAAAAUAAUGAACACAAAUUAGAAAAAAGUUAUGAUUUUUUACAGAUUAAAAAAAAUUAUUGUCCAACAUCAAAAUCAAAAGAAGGAUUUCUAUUUUCUCACUGGAUACAACCUUAUUAUGAUAUAUAUGUAAUUUGUUUGCAAGAAUCUAUAUCUGAUAAUAUAGUGGAAUAUUUAUCUAUGUAUUUAAAAGAAGUAAACCAAGAGACUUAUGUAUUUUUACCAUUAGCUGACUAUAAAUUAUCAGGAUAUGGAGAUGGAGCCUUUCUACAAAUGAAAUCAACAACUAUAGCCGCAUGGGUAAGAAAAACCAAAUUAUAUCCAAAUGGUCCAGUUAAAUUAUGUGCAUCAAAAUCUAUAUCUUUUAAUAAAUUAAAUAAUAGUAAAGGAUGUGUUUCUAUAUUAUUAAAUAUUUUUAAUCAGUUUAUUUUAUUUAUUGGUUGCCAUAUGCCUGCGAAAGAUCAAGAAUUAAGACAGAAAUCAAGAGAAUUUAUAUUAACAAAAUUAAGUGAAUAUUUUAGUAAUAAAGCUACUUCUAAUUUUAAAGAUGUAUUUCAUCAUGUUAUUUGGAUGGGUGAUUUUAAUUUUAGAGUUCAUGGAAUACAUUUGGAAAAAGUAAUUCAUUAUCUAAAAACUAACAAUUUAAAAGAAUUACUAAAACAUGAUGAAGGUCAUUCUGCUUAUUCAUGUGAUUUAUCUAUAAGCUUUCAAGAAUUGCCUAUCAACUUUUUGCCUACUUAUAAAAAAAAAGGAGGUAGACCAAUUAUUAAUAAAAAUGAUAACAAGUGGGUUGAGAAAGAAUAUAAAUUAAUUCAUAAUAUAAAAUGGUAUAAAGGAGGAAAACAAGAACCACGAAUACCAUCAUGGACAGAUAGAAUUUUUAAGUGGUCAUGUGAAAAAACAAAAAAUUGUUUAGCAUUUAUUCCAAACUCAUAUAUAUCUCCAAUACCUGAAGAAAAAAGUAUUUUAACGGCUAGUGAUCACAACCCAGUAUCUUGUUGCUUUCAGAUGUAUAAAAUGAAAAAUGAAGAAGAUAUACCAUUAACUAAAGUAAUAUUUAUAUAA